CCGCUCCGCUCCCGCCAUAUAAAGCCGCCGCCGCAGUUGGGCCCCGAGCGCCGCCAGGUCCCGUCCGCGCGGAGCUGAACGCCGCCGCCUCACGAUGCCUUCGAUUAAACUGCAGAGUUCAGAUGGAGAAAUCUUUGAAGUUGAUGUUGAAAUUGCAAAGCAGUCUGUAACUAUAAAGACUAUGCUGGAAGAUUUGGGGAUGGAUGAUGAAGGUGAUGAUGACCCAGUCCCUCUUCCAAACGUUAAUGCAGCUAUCUUGAAAAAGGUGAUUCAGUGGUGCACCCACCACAAGGAUGAUCCACCUCCUCCUGAGGAUGAUGAGAACAAAGAGAAGCGAACAGAUGACAUCCCUGUGUGGGAUCAAGAGUUUCUGAAAGUAGACCAAGGAACGCUGUUUGAACUUAUCCUGGCUGCAAAUUACCUGGACAUCAAAGGCUUGCUUGAUGUCACGUGCAAGACAGUUGCAAACAUGAUCAAGGGGAAAACUCCAGAAGAAAUUCGCAAGACAUUCAACAUCAAGAAUGACUUCACUGAGGAGGAGGAAGCACAGGUACGCAAAGAGAACCAGUGGUGUGAAGAGAAGUGAAGCGUUGUGCCUGACACUCGAACACUGUAAGGAUUGUUCCAAAUACUAGUUGCACUGCUCUGUUCAUAAUUGUUAAUAGUAGACAAAUGCAGCAGCAAAUGAAGUUGUGUUAGCAGGAUAUUGUUCCCUCUGCAUGUGUAGUGGUUUUUUUUUGAGUACAAAUUUAAAUCUUCUCAGUUUUUACUAGUGUAAUUGGAUGUCUUUUUACUUUACUCUGCAAUGAAUAAAACUGAACUAAGUGUGGAUUCUAUAUGGGAAGUAGCACUUCAGGUUAUCGUUUUCAUUACACUUUGAAACUGUUCAAGUCCAGUUCCAAUGCUAAGGAUUGACUCCAUUGUAAAUAAACCCACCUGUGGCUUCUUCCUCAAGAGCAAGACACUUGCAUUUACAGGGUAUUGACAGCUUCAGCAAGAAAGGCUAAUUAGCAUGUGUUUUGGGGAAGCAGGUGAAGUACAAGCUACUGGAUUCCUUGCAGAACCAUUGUGGGCAGAAUUAGUGUUUAAGCUUAAAGUGAUGGGACUUCUGAGAUGUUCUUGUCCUGCAUAUGAAAAAGAGAAACUAUUUGACCACCUUCUUGUCCUGUUAGUCUGGCCUUAGAGACUAGUGAAAGAUGUGAUCUCGAACGAAGCAAGCUCCCGACAGUGAAAUCUGAAUCCUUCAACCAUGUCUUGAAGACCUGCCUCUAGCUGGUAGCAGAUGAGAAGUGUGUUGCUUUAUGCACAGGAUUGGUGUGUUUUUAUAUGUUCCUGUUAAAAGUGGAAUCCUGAUUUGACCAAAAAUGACUGACAUUACCAAAGUUACUAUUAUUGACCUGUGCAUGUCAGUAGUGACUGGGUUUUAGGCAAUUUUAAACAGCCCUUGUGAUGUAGCUCUUUAAAACAUGGUUUCAUGUGUCCAUAUGAAAUCUUAUGCCUCUGACUGCGAUACCUUUGGCUUGUAGAGACUUUAAUUAUUGCAUACAGAGCUAAUGCAAUAUCAGCUUAACUUGGACAAAGCCACUUGCAACUAGUUAAACAGUAACUGGUUUCCUGAUUUGUAUUUCUUUUGUUUUUUUUACAGUUCCCUUAUAGGGAGUAGGGAUGGUUGUGUGGUAGAUCUUUGAGGUGUGCUCUUAGCUUGUAUUGCAUUCCAUUCUCUGUAUAAACCUUAGAGUAGAAUGAUCCGUAAUAAACGUACUUAUCUCACUUUAAAUAUCAGUGUUCCACUUCUGGAUUAAUAAAGGGCUUUUAAACUUU
Messenger RNA from Pezoporus occidentalis (night parrot), 1821 nucleotides. It is a transcript of the gene SKP1, whose product is annotated as S-phase kinase associated protein 1. NCBI's taxonomy places the organism in Eukaryota, Metazoa, Chordata, Aves, Psittaciformes, Psittacidae. The transcript is spliced from 6 exons. Gene Ontology annotation, biological process: SCF-dependent proteasomal ubiquitin-dependent protein catabolic process. The coding region runs from base 95 to 586 and encodes 163 amino acids. The record is from RefSeq and is a predicted model, not a curated record. Gene Ontology annotation, molecular function: cullin family protein binding. Gene Ontology annotation, cellular component: nucleus; cytoplasm.